Molecule: messenger RNA, 1088 nt
Organism: Sabethes cyaneus
Lineage: Eukaryota; Metazoa; Arthropoda; Insecta; Diptera; Culicidae
Product: gastrula zinc finger protein XlCGF7.1-like
Exons: 2
Coding region: 50-1012 (320 amino acids)
Biological process (GO): regulation of transcription by RNA polymerase II
Cellular component (GO): nucleus
Molecular function (GO): RNA polymerase II transcription regulatory region sequence-specific DNA binding; DNA-binding transcription factor activity, RNA polymerase II-specific
Source: RefSeq, a predicted model, not a curated record
AAAUCAAAACAUUGUUUCUCGUUUGUUUUGACCGGAAUUUAAUAUUUAAAUGGCUACGAACGAGCCCGUUGUUAAUUUGGAAACUAGUAUUAAAGUUGAACCGGCAAGCCUAACAGAUCCGGAAGAAUCGCCCCCACCUGACGUUGACCCAGCGGACCCAGAACAACAAACAGACGACAAAUGGGCCCACGAGUGCGAGAUCUGCGGAAAAGGGUUCAAGUAUCGGACCAGCAUGAAGCGGCACCUGCGUUCGCACACCGGCGAACGGCCCUUCAAGUGUACCGAUUGUGACAAAACGUUCGUCCGAUCGACGAACCUUAAACGGCACAAGUUAAUUCAUUCGCUGGAACGACCGUUCAAGUGUGAAAUCUGUGGUAAGGAGUUCAACGAUCGGAGUGCCAUGCCGGGCCACCUACGGACGCACACCGGCGAGCGGCCGUACAAAUGUGAGGAAUGCGGUAAAACUUUUGGUCGGCGGGAUACGCUACGCCAGCACAAGACCACCCAUUCCGGUGAGCGGUCGUUUAAGUGUAAGGUGUGUAGUAAAAGUUACUUUUCGAAGGUGACUCUCAAGGCGCAUGAGUUCAAACAUGCCGACAUGCACCCGCACCGGUGCGAUAUUUGCGGCAAGCUGUGCGGGUCGAAACAGGAUCUUAGCGAGCACGGAAAGGUUCAUCUCGGUGAGGAACCCUUUAAGUGCGAGACCUGUGGGAAGAAUCUGAAUAGUAAGUACUAUUUUAAACUGCAUCGGCGGUUGCACACCGGACACGGGAUUUUCAAGUGCGAGAUUUGCGGGAAGGAAUUUGUGAAGAAGGCUUUCCUGCAUUAUCACACGGUUGCUGUGCACACCGGUGAUAAGCCGCACAAAUGUAACAUCUGCGAUAAGGGGUUCGUAACGAAUGCCCAUCUGAUGCGUCACAUCCGGUACCACGUGGACGAGCAUCGGUGUACGAUCUGUGGUAAGACGUUUCUGAGUUACUACGUUAUGAAACGGCAUAUGGCCGUUCACUGAUCGGGACGAUCAGUUGAGAAAUCUGUAUGCGUUAAUGCACAUAAUAAUCCAGUAUUUGUCGUCAGCCAAUUCGGUA